UAUCAAACGCGGAGAAGAUCGUGAAUUUUGUUUUGUUUACAAAUGGAGGAAAAUGUGAAAUCAGUUCAAAAAGGAUUUUUAAUGCUAAUUUCAAGCUAAUUAUGAUAUCUUUUCGGAACUUGGAAUAAUCAACAACAAGUUUGAAGAUGAAAAGAUCUGGGAGUUCUACCAAUGCUUUGUUGAACAAGGUUUCCUCCCAGUUGAAAGGGGAACGUGUAAAGAAAGUCGAUGAUGAGGAUGAGGCUCUUAAUGCAUACAUCAAAUCACUAUCCCAGAAAACUGCUCAGCAGAGGGGGAAAUCUGUUGAUUUUGAGGAGAUGGGUGAUAUUUCUAUAUCAAGUGAACUAGACACUCAUGAUACGUCUUCUUCAAUGAAGCGGAGAGCAUUAACUACAUCUGGGAGCAAAUUUUUAAAGAAGAAAAUAACCGGAGAUACAGCCUCUCAACCAAUGUCUAAAUUCUUGAGGAAGCCCCAGGUUUCAUCAGCUAGUCCAGUACCAACUGUUUCUGAACAAAUAAGGGGUCAUAUUGAUCAAAAGUCUGCCCAGAAACCAGGUCAAAGGUCUGUCCAGAAAUCAGGUCAAAUGUCUGUCCAGGGUCAGAGAUCAGCAGCUUUAGAAAAAGCAUCAGUUUUAGCCAAAAAAAUUACGCAGAGAUCAAAUGAGAAUAGAAAAGUGUUUACUUUAGAAACAGACAGUGACUCAAUGGAGACACCUCGUCAAAUUACAGAGUCAGACAGUUUUAAGAUUGGAAAGAAUUCUGGGAAAUUUCUGAAGAAGAAACCACAGUCAGCAGAGCCCGUUGUAAUAAGUAACAGACCCUCUAGUCCUAAACCACAACAGGCACAGAAAGCUAAAGGUUCUCCUUUUAAAUUAAAAAGUUCCACGAAAUAUUCAACAGAUGUAGUACUGUCAUCAGGAGAGGAGAGUUUACAAGAAUUUAUAUUUGCUGAUGGUAGUGACGACAGUGGCAGGAUGGUUGUCAAGGGAGGAACCAUUAGGAACAUAUUAAGUAGCAAGACCAGACAAGAGUUCCGAAAGAGAUCCCAGUCACCACACAGAUCUAUGUCACCUGAUUCUAAACCACCAACACCAUCAUCAAGGACACCAAGGAGAUCACCUUCACCUAAAAUAGGGAGAAGGUCACCAUCUCCUGGUCUUAGAAGGUCAAGGUCACUGUCAGAAGAUACUGUAGCCAGUGAUAUAAUAGAAGAGGUUAAUGAGAGUGACCCACACAGUGCCAGUUCAGAAGAUGUAUUCAGAGUGAAUUUAAUGGAUGCUGACACCCUGGAACCUGUCAUUAUUGCUAAACCAAACAUCUCUGAAAGGAAGUCAAGGAAUGUAACAAAGAAAAAAGUAGUCAAUAAAAUAAAAAAAGAGGAAAAGAAGAAGAAAAAAGAGAAAAAGAAUGAUGACAUAUUUAGUGCGCUAGGUCUACACACUGUAGAAGAAUUAUUAGGUGAUAUCCAAGACUUGGAAGAACCUCGAAGUGAAGUAUCCGAGAUAAAGACUCAAUCAGAAUCAGAGGAAAUUAAAACAGAGAGAUCAGAUCAGAUGUUAGGAGGACAGAAAUUGAAGGAUUCACGAUCAGAAAUGAUAGUAUCAGAAAUAAAGACCCGGUCAAUUACCCCUAAAUAUAGCUCCUACUCAGAAGACUUUGACAGUAGUAUAUCAGAACGUAUUGGUGAAAGUGAGAAAAAACCUAAAAUGAAAUCAUAUUCUGAAAUAAAGACUCAGUACAGUGAUGAGGAUGAAACAGAGGACAUAAGUGAGAGGUUGAGUAGUGACUCAGAGUCAUUAAUGACAGAAUCCAGGGCUACACCCACCUCUGACAGAACCAUUACAGAUUCUUAUACUUACAGUGACACACCAGCACCAAGACGUGACAGAGUAAAGACCCACACAGUGGAGGUCCAAACAUCAGAACCAGGACUACAGUAUCAAUGGGACUCUAAGUAUUCUGGAUUUGCUGUACCAGGUUUUCUAACAGGACUAGGAAUGGUGGACCCCACACCUAUAGCAACACAUGUGGUCAGUCCAGAUGCUUUAGAAGCUAUGACAGCGUACAGUCCAGCCAUGUUGGCACUCCAUGAUAUGUUAAAACAACAGUUAGAUCUGACUAAGCAGUUUAUACAGUCUCAGAAAUAUCUGUACACAUCAUUUACAGACUCUAUGGAGACAACACAUAAAUAUACAACACUAGAGGAUACAAGACAGUAUAUAAAGAAACACAGACCAAAGACAUUGACUUUUAAACAAGCUAUGAAACUAGUGAAAUCAGAAAUGAAACAGUAACAUGGAGUAAGACUAUAAUACGAAAAAUACAAGAUGGAGUUUACUAUUGAAGGAACCAAGAAGUGGAUUCACAUGGGGACAAGUAUUUGAACAUUUUAAAUAUUGAUCACCUACAGUACUUUAGAUUCAAAAAUUUUACGAUUGACUGAAUGUUAAGUUACAUGGCUGCAUUUUUGUAAAACAUUUAAAUAAUGAUAUACUCAUCAUUAGUCUCAAUUAAAUAAGUAGGGUUGUGCCAAGCAAUAUUUUAGAGAAAGACUGUACUUUUAUAGAGAGAUAUUUGAAUGUACAUUAUUUAUAUCUAUGUAGAAUGAAAUGUUAGGUUUAACAUAUGAUCAGUUUAUUUUUAAAAAAACACAAGUGUAGUAAUGGAAGAUAUUAUGACAUAUGUGCUAAAUAUAAAGAUAGGUAUGAAAGUGUGCAUUGUAUGUAGGUUGUAUGAUCUAACAUCAAAAAGUGGAAUCUAGCAGAUGAGGAUCGAUAGCUUUUUUACCUUACAUAGUUUUAUAGAAAAUUCAAAUUUAUAAAACAUGAGUACAAACUGCUAAGAUCAGUGUUAGCUAACUAUUUUUAUAUGUUUGAUGAAAGAACGAAAGUUUUGUUAAACUUUAACUCAUGAAAUGACUGUGAUAUUCUAAAUUAUUGUAGAAAUAAAUUUAUAUGUUAUAAUUCAG
Molecule: messenger RNA, 2968 nt
Organism: Mytilus trossulus (common blue mussel)
Lineage: Eukaryota; Metazoa; Mollusca; Bivalvia; Mytilida; Mytilidae
Exons: 10
Coding region: 147-2294 (715 amino acids)
Source: RefSeq, a predicted model, not a curated record